AUGGUCUGUGGAAUUUUUAACCUAGUAACCUCUCAGUCUUUCACUGCGGCUUUUGUUUAUGCAAGGAACCUUAAGGAAGAGCGAAUAAGGCUAUGGUCAGACAUUCUUCAGCUUUCUUAUUCGGCCCUUGUAAGAAACUCUCCCUGGAUUACCCUGGGUGAUUUCAAUCAGGUUGCAGCAGUCUCAGAAGUUUACUCUCUGUCUGAACCAAUCAUAUCCCCUGGUGGCAUGGAAGAGUUUAAUAGCUGCAUGGCUUCAAGCGAAAUCUUCGACAUGUCCUUCCGAGGCUGUCAAUUCACCUGGACAAACAAAAGCAUCACCAACCUCAAGGCAAGGAAACUUGACAGGGCAUUGAUUAAUGAAGCUUGGUUAGAACAUUAUCCAGACUCUUAUGCUUACUUCGACGCUCCAGGCACCUCAGAUCACUCUCCCUGUCUGAUCUACUUAUCCAACGACCUCUCGAUGCGGAAAACGCGUUUUGUCUUCUUCUCGAUGUUCACAACUCACCUGGACUAUGCUUCUCAGAUCAAAGAUGUUUGGUUAGCAGAUAUUCAGGCUUCCUCUUCGAUGUUUGACUUGUACCAUCGCUUGAAAACUGCGAAGUCAGAUUGCUAA
Messenger RNA from Brassica napus (rape), 615 nucleotides. RefSeq lists its product as uncharacterized. The transcript has a single exon. The record is from RefSeq and is a predicted model, not a curated record. The coding region runs from base 1 to 615 and encodes 204 amino acids. Lineage: Eukaryota; Viridiplantae; Streptophyta; Magnoliopsida; Brassicales; Brassicaceae.